CACCGCCUGCGGUCGCUUCGGGUCCCCGCCCCGACCGAGACUUCCGGACCGGGCGGGCCCUGCGGUAGAGGCAGUUUUGCUGGAGACAUGGCGCUGCUGGGUCGUGCGCUCUUCGCUCGGGUGUGCCGCCUACCCCGCGACCCCGGUCCUCUGAGGUUUUUCAGUUAUGGAACAAAAACACUGUAUCAAAGCAUUGAUGCUCCCCAGUCUAAAUUCUUCCAGCCGCGUUUAAAGCCCAUGCUACCACCUAAUACUUUUCAAGGAAAAGUGGCUUUCAUUACCGGAGGAGGCACCGGCCUUGGCAAGGCAAUGACAACUUUUCUGUCCAGCCUGGGUGCCCAGUGUGUGAUAGCCAGCAGGAAUAUUGAUGUUUUGAAAGCUACUGCGGAAGAGAUUUCUUCUCAGACUGGGAAUAAGGUGCACGCAAUCCGGUGUGAUGUACGGGAUCCUGAGAUGGUGAACAACACCGUGCUGGAGCUGAUCCAAGUGGCAGGGCUUCCUGAUGUGGUGAUAAACAACGCAGCAGGGAACUUUAUUUCUCCCAGUGAAAGACUAUCUCCUAAUGCUUGGAAGGCUAUAACUGACAUUGUUCUCAAUGGCACAGCCUAUGUGACUCUAGAAAUUGGGAAGCAGCUCAUUAAAGCACAGAAAGGAGCUGCAUUUCUUGCUAUCACUACCAUCUAUGCUGAGAGCGGAUCAGGCUUCGUAGUGCCAAGUUCUUCAGCUAAAUCAGGCGUGGAAGCCAUGAAUAAGUCUCUUGCAGCUGAGUGGAGCAGAUAUGGGAUGCGAUUCAAUAUAAUUCAGCCGGGGCCUAUAAAAACCAAAGGUGCCUUUAGCCGUUUGGACCCAACUGGAAGAUUUGAGAAAGACAUGAUCGAAAGGAUUCCCUGUGGUCGGCUGGGGACUGUGGAGGAACUUGCAAAUCUAGCCACUUUCCUGUGCAGUGAUUAUGCGUCUUGGAUUAAUGGGGCGGUCAUUAGAUUUGAUGGUGGAGAGGAAGUAUUCCUGUCGGGUGAAUUCAACUCUCUCAAGAAGGUCACCAAGGAGGAGUGGGACAUAAUUGAAGGGCUCGUCAGGAAGACAAAAGGCUCCUAAGAUGGUUUCGUCUUUCCCUGGGACAAGAGGGAUGAAGACGAUGCAUAUGGACCAUGGUUGUUUACUUGUUUUUAGGGUUAAUAAACGUUUGCUUAGAUGAUUUCUGUAGUUCCAGGGAUCGAACUCAGGGUGUCUGGUAUGCAAGAGUGCUACCUCUGAGCUGCACCUGAGCCUUCAUCAAUGGUUGGACAGUCAUUGAGUGCACGUGAUGUGCCAGAUCGGGGUGGUCACUGUGUACUGAAGGAUAAAAUGGGCAGGGUAUCUUUUCUUUAAAACUUGACAGAAGCAAAAAGGAGUAAAAAUUUCUUUUUAAAAAUUA
Molecule: messenger RNA, 1414 nt
Organism: Arvicola amphibius (Eurasian water vole)
Lineage: Eukaryota; Metazoa; Chordata; Mammalia; Rodentia; Cricetidae
Gene: Decr1
Product: 2,4-dienoyl-CoA reductase 1
Exons: 10
Coding region: 88-1095 (335 amino acids)
Biological process (GO): fatty acid beta-oxidation
Cellular component (GO): mitochondrion
Molecular function (GO): 2,4-dienoyl-CoA reductase (NADPH) activity
Source: RefSeq, a predicted model, not a curated record